UGGUCUCGCCCGCUCUGCAAUGACGUCAUGGAGGCGGUAUCUCUGCCCUCCCCUCUUUUGAUUGGUUGCUAGGGGCGUGCCGGAAGCGCUGAUUGGUUGGCAGGGUAGAGGCGGUGGCGAUGGCUCGGGGAGGGAACGGGCGGUGCUGAUUGGUCGGUGGGGGCUGCGUUGGAGGCGCUGAUUGGUUAGGGCGGAGUGGGCGGGGCUUUGGACGCGGAAGUGGCGAGCGGAAACCUCCCGGCGCUCCCAGUAAGGCCCAGCUCGAUCCCAGUUUGUCCCAGUAAGGCCCAGCUCGGUCCCAGCGCUCUCAGGAGCGCUCCCAGUUCAUCCCAGUCCCUCCCAGUUCAUCCCAGUUUGUCCCAGUCCCUCCCAGUUCGUCCCAGUCCCUCCCAGUCUCGCCCAGUUCAAUCCCUGCGCCGAAGUCUCGCGAGAUUUCCGCGUCCUGUGGAAGCGGUAGCGCCGGAGCCGCGAUGAACCUGGAGCGCGUGUCCAAUGAGGAGAAGCUGCAGCUGUGCCGGAAAUACUACCUGGGGGGGUUCCUGCUGCUGCCGUUUCUGUGGUUGGUGAACGUGGUUUGGUUUUUCCGCCCGGCGUUCCUGGCGCCGCCCUUCGGGGAACAGCCCAGGAUCAAAACCUACGUGCUGCGCUCGGCGCUGGGGGCGGGGCUCUGGGGGCUGGGCCUGGGCCUGUGGGUGGGGCUGUUCCAGACGCGCCGCGGCCAAUGGGGAGCCCUGGGCGACGCCCUCAGCUUCACCCAGCCAAUGGGAGAGCCCUGAGCCCCGGCGGCAGCCAAUGGCGGCGCAGCAAGCGAUGACGUCACCCCGAUCCCAUCGGAGCCCCGCCCCUUUUCCCCAAUAAAGGCAUUGACCACGCCCACACCCAAA
Molecule: messenger RNA, 884 nt
Organism: Zonotrichia leucophrys gambelii
Lineage: Eukaryota; Metazoa; Chordata; Aves; Passeriformes; Passerellidae
Gene: PSENEN
Product: presenilin enhancer, gamma-secretase subunit
Exons: 5
Coding region: 471-776 (101 amino acids)
Biological process (GO): Notch receptor processing
Cellular component (GO): gamma-secretase complex
Source: RefSeq, a predicted model, not a curated record